Messenger RNA from Aedes albopictus (Asian tiger mosquito), 2181 nucleotides. RefSeq lists its product as uncharacterized. The record is from RefSeq and is a predicted model, not a curated record. Bases 410 to 1945 code for a protein of 511 amino acids. Gene Ontology annotation, molecular function: protein binding. The transcript has 3 exons. Lineage: Eukaryota; Metazoa; Arthropoda; Insecta; Diptera; Culicidae.
GUGAAGGCUAUGAAACUUAAAUACCUAAGCAGCAGGCACUCUCAUGAACGCACCGUUAGGUACCGUUACCGUAAUUCAACAUCUACGCAGCAAGCGCCAGACGUUACCAACUCAACGUGGUGGUACAUGAGUGAACUAAUCGUAGUCUGGCUAUGUUUGUUGAUUACCUGUUGCACGGUCAUGGUCAACUUAUCUGUUUUCCUGGGUUCAGCCUAUCAAAAGUUAUUUUUGUUUGUAAACACCAGCGAAAUAAUCACAACUAGUGCCUGUUAUCGCCCAAUCGAUUCAAAGACAUUUCAGCAUGUUUACUAUCGGGAACCCGUCCAGUUCGUUAGCACUACGCGAAUGAGCACAUGCUGCCUCAUUUUCACUUUGACUGUGCUCACGUAAGGUGCCAGUGAUCGAGCCAAUGGAGAUCAAUUGUUUUCCCAGCGAGGUGCUUUGCUGUAUAUUCGACUUUCUCACGUGGAAUGAUCGAAAGCGUGCCUCUCUGGUAUGUCGUCGUUGGAAUGGAAUCAUCAAUUCAGAUCGCUAUCUGCGUCAGUCCAAGUUGGUCCUGUACAACUAUACUAAAGUGCAAUUCUUCUCAGGAGUUGAAGUCGGUCUCGUCAAUACUCAAAGAAACAUAGAAUUUCACUCAAGCCCCAUGCUGGAUACAGACGAACUCCUAUCGACAAUAAACGAGGCCUUCCCAAGUGGCGAGGCGGUCGUUGAGUGUGUUGAUCUAUUCCUAAGAUCCGAUCAUGAGCAACUCUGCAACUUAGUGAUAGUGAAUCUACCAAAGCUCAAACAACUGAAGCGUUUGAACAUCUUAGCCAACGAGGGUUUUAAAACAUUGAAAAAAGAGCUGCUUCUUGAAAACGAGACCUUGGAAAUAUUGAAACUAUCGUUUUAUCAAAACACACCGUGCCAUCUUCAAACUCCAAAUCUCCGUUCGUUGGACUUAGUGAUAAGAUAUCCAAGUGAUAGCCAGCUGUUGUAUGCAGUUAGUCAUCAGCUGAAAGAGUUAACGGUUACCUUCCAGUCCAAAGACUUGGUUGCACAGCUGUUCACAUGCAGCUUCGAAAACCUGGAGAAGCUGAACAUUUCCAUUGAAAAUGAUAAAUAUCUACCAUACACUGUUUCGCGAGCUCCGAUCAUCUGCUGGCAUGAAAUUCAAGCGUUCAUAAAUUCAAUACGAGGCCUAAAAAGACUAGAAGUGGUGGACAAAUGUAACAUGCUUCGGCACAACUAUUUGAAAGUUUUCACGCACGCAGAAAACUUAGAAUAUCUUUCUGUUAAUUACAUAAUACUUGAUUGGACAAUAGUUGAAUUUGUCUCCGCCUUCAAAAACCUUCGCUAUCUAAACCUACGAGGAUGUUCAACUGCUGGAGAACCCAUUCUUCUGGAUUUACCCCAUCUUGAAGAGCUCCAGAUGCCUUACAAACAUUACGCCACGUUACCAUGCUCAAAUCUUCGCAAUCUGACGACGCUUACUUACAGCAGCUCGCAAAAGAAUCACGCUCAGUUCAUCCAUCAAAUCACCAAAACUUUCGCAAACUUGAGAACUCUGAAUCUAUUAAAUUUUGACUAUGAGCUAUCCUCAAACUCAUUCGAAUUCCUAGAUCACCUAACACUCCUGAAAACAUUGACCAUUCGAGAUAUGUCAGUGUCGAAUGAACUCUUCAUGAAAUGCCCUCCAUUACCGACUCUGCAGAAACUUGAGCUCAGAACUAUUGUGACGGAAAUCUCGCUGCUGGAUUGCUUUCCGGAAAAGCUCAAGCAUCUGUACAAGCUGGAUAUCCACAACUGUUUUUUCUACAUUUUCACCAACGAUGAAUCGAAAUCUUCCAUUACGUUCGAGCGAUUGAGAAAGCUAAUGCCUCGCUGUCGGAUAUCGACGAUUGACUCGACCGUCUUCACAAACGAGCAAUAUGACCAAAACCCGAUCUACAUUCCCGGCUGAAGAGCGAUGGUAUUGUGAAAAAAAAAAAAGUUUUUCGUUUGUUCUUCUGUAGAUUGUGUGCUGUUUGUUGUUCAAUUUCAUGAAUAGCUACUACGAUAACUUUGUGAUAACAUGUUUUAGAAGUAAUUUUUAAAGUGGAACAUGCAUUACUAAGUGAUGUUGUAGGUUUAUUCUUAGCUUAUGUGAGUAGAAUAGAAAUAAAAUUAAUCAUAUGUUCUUGUUUAGUCAUUAUUAUA